UGCGUGCCAGCGGCGCAGGGGGCGGGCUUGCGGCGUCGGAGAAGGAAGUGGUGCAGUUGCUCCCUCUGCGCUUACUACUGGCUCCUGAGGCGCGGAGAGGGUCUCGUGUCGCCGCUGCAGCGUAGCACUUUCCUCAGACUGUACCCCUCCAUGUGCCCGGCCGCCGUUUACCCCGGGGUCUAUGGAAGUAAUGGAAGGACCCCUCAACCUGCAGAUGGUGGCAGUUCUGAAAAAAGGCAAGCUAAACUGGAAACUUGAAGAAGAAAAAAAGAUGCAGCAGAGCUGUGUGUGGAAGAAAUUGAUCCUUAAACUUAAAAUCGAAAACUGGACUUCUCUAACACUUGAGCAGGCUCAUCAACAGAGCAGACGAGCAGAUCGCUUAUUAGCUGCAGGGAAAUACGAAGAGGCUAUUUCUUGUCACAAAAAGGCUUCAGCAUAUCUUUCUGAAGCCAUGAAGCUGACACAAUCUGAUCAGGCUCAUUUAUCACUGGAACUGCAAAGGGAUAGUCACAUGAAACAGCUCCUCCUCAUCCAAGAGAGGUGGAAGAGGGCAAAGCGGGAGGAAAGAUUGAAAGGCCAACAGAGCACAGACAAGGAUGUGGCUGCCCAUCUUCAGGCAUCUCACAAACCCUCUGCUGAAGAUGCAGAGGGCCAGAGUCCCCUUCUCUCUCAGACAUACAGCCCUUCCCCAGAGAAACACCUGCCUGAAAUUAAGGGAGUCUUUGACAGAGAUCCAGACACACUACUAUUUUUACUUCAGCAGAGGAGUGAGCCAGUAGAGCCAUUCAUUGGAAGCAAAGCCCCAAAAGACGAUAAAACAAUUAUAGAGGAGCAGGCAACCAAAAUUGCAGAUUUGAAGAGGCAUGUGGAAUUCCUUGUAGCUGAGAAUGAAAAAUUAAGGAAAGAAAAUAAACAACUAAGGGCUGAAAAGGCCAGACUUCUAAAAGGCCCAAUAGAAAAGGAGCUGGAUGUAGAUGCUGAUUUUGUAGAAAAGUCGGAGUUAUGGAGCUUGCCACCACAUUCAGAAAGUGAUGCAGCCUCUUCAACCUGGCAGAAGUUUGCAGCAAGUACUGGGAAAGCCAAGGAUAUUCCAAUCCCCAAUCUUCCGCCCUUGGAUUUUCCAUCUCCAGAACUUCCCCUUAUGGAGCUUUCUGAGGAUAUUCUUAAAGGACUUAUGAAUAAUUGAAUUGGAAGGCCAUUGAAGAGGAAACAAUACAAUAAUAUGGUUAAUCCAGCAAAAAAAAAAAGGGAAACCACGUGCAAAGGUAGUCCCGGAGAUGCUCCAUCAUUUGGCAUGUACUGCAGGGGGAAGAGGAAGCACGCCAGAACUUGGGAAACACUCACUGUGAAAUAUGUCACAUAUCUGAUUUAUUGACUUGAGCUUAUGAUUCCACACUUGGCAGACACUGAACUUCCGGAGGUUCACUUUCUCCUGAUACAAACCAAAUGACUACCUGGAAUGAUUUUUCAAGAAACAAUUAUUUUUCUUAUCUUCAGGGUUAAAAUGUAUAAAAGUAUGUUAUGUGUAAUUAAUCUAUAAUGCCAUAAAUGAUAAUGCAAAACCUAAAUAAUAUGGUGGCCCGAUGGGCUGCCUUGUAUUUGAAACAUGCUUUCUAUCAUGCAUUUUGUUAAGCACAUUUCAUCUGUGUGAUGAGGUGUGUAAGACACACCUUUCUAGAUGAAGUUCUGUGUGCUACACUUUGCACUACUCAUGACAUGACAAUAACCUCAAGACUAUCAGGAGAAAUAUUUAAAUUUCCAUUUUAUGAAGAAAGGAACCAAAUUAUUAGUUAUGCUUUUUAAAAAGAUUACCAGUUUACAUAAUUAAUCAGGGUGCAUUUUAAGUUCUAACUCUUUUUGUUUAUUGUAUAAUGCAUCAUUUGAAAAUACCAAGGAAGUAACCUUUUAUUUUUAAUGAUGCAUGAGUGGAAGUACUUGUUAGCUGGCAGUAUUUGAUUAUAAGAAAUGAAUAAAGUAAUUGUGUUUUAUACCUUUGUUGAAUGUGGUUGGUAGUUAUAACGCAAAUUUUCUAUGGCUUCUAUGUUGUAAAUUUUGAACAAUAAUUUUGAGGAGAUUCUGUCGAAUGAUUACUCUGGUAUGUUAAAGAUUUUCUUCAGUGUUUUGUAGUCAGUUUCCCCUACUAGAGUGAAAAAACAAGGAAGUUCCUGAGGUUUAAAUGUGUUCCCAACCUUUUUCUUGCUCUACACACAUGGCAAAUACUCAGGCUGGAUUCUGCUGUCCCUCGCGCACCUGCUCCCCAAUCAGAGCUUAGUGCUUGCAAAGUACCACACAGGCAUUCUCUCUGCAGAGUCCAGUAAUGUGCCGGGAGCGGGAAGAAGAGGGCAAGGAUAUAAGUGGAACAUCUGGGUACAAGCCACUGGGUGUGUUUAAAGCAUAUACUUAGUUUAUUGUGUGGAGUUACAGGAGUGACAGGCAGAUGAAGAGUGCAUGCCUCUCCUGAGCGAAUUGGACUGCUGUGUUGAAAGGGUAGUAUUGGGCUCAUAUGUCUAGUGAUGACUAGGAGAAGUAGGAUGAGAUAAAGGGACCAUCCAGAUGUCACAUUUUUUUUCCUGUCUCAUCUUGCUGAGAUGAAACCAGAAUAAACUAGCUUCUUAAAAUAUCUUAAAGA
This is a messenger RNA of Manis pentadactyla (Chinese pangolin), 2629 nucleotides long. RefSeq names its product nuclear receptor binding factor 2 (gene NRBF2). The coding region runs from base 182 to 1186 and encodes 334 amino acids. The record is from RefSeq and is a predicted model, not a curated record. NCBI's taxonomy places the organism in Eukaryota, Metazoa, Chordata, Mammalia, Pholidota, Manidae. Gene Ontology annotation, biological process: autophagy. The transcript is spliced from 5 exons.